AUGAGUCGUCAAACAAGUGAUCAAGUGUCCCAGGGUGGCUCUACCAUCAAGCCCUCGUUCUAUUCGUCUUUCAACGAAUCCAACCCCAUCAGACGCAGCAGUUCUCAGUACAUGGACGAUCUUGGCCCCGAGACCCAUCCCGAACAGGCUACCGAGCAAUACUGGCGUUCGUUGCUUCCGAACGCUGUGUAUUUCGAGGGCGACGAUGUGCUGUUUGGAAAGAUGUUGUCCAUGGUGUAUCAGAAUCAGACCACUAAAAAGCUUAGCUCCAUGGUUAUCAGUGCUCAUGGCCAAACCAUUGUUGAUUCCAUGUCCUUGGGCAAAAACUCAAAAUACUAUCCCGCGAUCCAGAAUUUGCAAGGUGAGUCCAGAAAGAGCAGUGUCAGGAAAGCCCUUGCGGUCUCGAACCUGCGCACAUUCGCUACUCUCAAACCGUCUACAUUGGCUCUGAUGACCAAAGUAGCUAAACUGGACCCAAAUUUUGACUGGGACGAGACCAUGGCAGGGAAAGUUGCUUCAGAGAUGAAACUCAUCGACAACAGAGCCCCCGCAGACGUCGGAGAGAUGAUCCUCAAGAUGGGGUUCGCCCAGCAACGGAAACAACGCAACUCUCAUGUCAUUGACGUUAUUUAUUCCAACCUCGGGUCUCCAGAGGAAACCGACAAAAACAACGAGCUGGCGUUUUUCAUCGGCGAACAACUGGAACAUCUGUUUGAUCCACUCACAGAGUACUCGCCAGAACCAACAGAAAAGGCCUACAAGCCUCCUUUCGACGGAUUGAUAAACGACGACUUUGACGAUGUUCUGAUAAAAAGUAUAUGCAACGAGCUGGUCAAUGUCCAAACAAACUUUACGGUCUCCUUGGUGCAUUUUUUGCAAAAGUUCUUGAUCCCAUUAAGAGUCGACGUGUUGGAAGGUAAAAUCCCAAACUAUACCACAGCCAAACUUAAUCAGAUUUUCCCGCCAACGAUUGAUGAGGUCACCAGAAUCAACUGUAUCUAUCUGGACGUGCUCAAAGCUGCUUUGCCGUACGGAAGUUUCGAGAUGCUCAGAGCUAGUGGUACCACAAUCCCGUAUUUCUACAAAGCACACAUGAGACACGAAGCUGCCACGAAAAAUUUCCUCAACCAGUUGGAUGCGUUUCUUGUGGAUCUCCAGCAAAUUGGCUACCAAAAGCUGACGUACGACCAAAAAACAAUCCAGUCGAUCAUGAACGCGUCGCUUAAUUUGCCAAAGCUGCAGUUGAUCUUGGAUAGACUGGUAAGCUCGAAAAAGUGGCCUCAUGAAUUGCAACCACAGGUGGACGAGUACUACCAAUCUUGUACCAACACCAUCAUCGCUUUCGGAAAAGAUAAGCUCGCUCCAUACAACCACAGAAUCUUCACACCAACAGGGAAGAUCCUAACAGAACUGGCCAGCGGAUGGCCGUCCGACUUACAGUACGGUUGGCUCACCAGACGGGUGGUUGCAAUUUUCGAUAUCCAAAACGUUCUUAAAAGCUCAGUUAAAAACAAUGGUGUUAUGAUCAUCUUCAGCGACCAUGUGGUCACAUUGGAGAUCGUGGACGACUCGUACUACUACGAGCAACUGGAGACCACCCGCACGUUGCACAAACCGUCGAUCGCAGAUAUCCUGAUGCACUCGUUGGUGAACGAGGUUCCAUUCUCGAGUCUGCCUAAGAUGAGGGUUGACAAAUGGUGCGAGAUUGACAGCGUCGAGGCCCAGUUCUACAAUUACAAAGGUGCGGCCUACGUCCAGCUGUUCAACCAGCAGUUUAUUGGUGUCUACGAAGUGGCCAAGUACACCGGAUCAUAUGUGAUUGAGGUACUCAACAAGGCCAAGAUCCUCAACAAGUCGCAACCUUUCCACCUGUUCCGCUCCAACGAGGGUCAACGCUCGCUGUAUUACACUGCCCACGAACUGGAGUCGUACAAGAUGGAGGAGAUGAAGUCGUCGUUUGCAGUGUUUCUCAACAUGCCGUUCGACAAGAGUCUUUUGAAGAAGUACUCCAUUUUCGGGUUCCUUACUCUCAACUUUGAUUCCGACAGAAUUCUGAUCGAGGGUGCCAGCGUUUGUCACAAACACGUCAAGUUUGAUGUUAGUGCUGAGCAAUUGUCGUUGCUAGUGUUGGAACAGGUUUACGAGAUGUUGGACUACCAGCUAUCGUACGAGAACCCAAUUGCCAAUGAGAACUUGUACAACAGACACAAGGAGCUGAUGGUGAAGACGUUGAAGGUAAUCAAUUCGAGUCAGGAGGCCCGUGCAAAGGAGCUCAAGAACAUCAAGAAAGCACACGAACUGCUUACCGAAAAGAAAGAAGAGCUGCCGGAGAUGGUGGUCUCGAAACCGCGUUCCGACUCGCUGGACAUGCUCAACAACAAUAGAGUGAGUUCCACCAAGAUCACCAAACCAAAAACUGCCAGUGUUCCGUUCUUCAAGCGGAUCUUCCGCAGAAAACGGGCUUCUGUUGUGCCAGUUCCUGUUUCUAAGAAAGCUUCAACUGAGGAGCCUAAGAAGAUGAACACAGUUAAGGUUGUUCCUGCUGUUCCUAAAGCAACUUCCGCGAUGACAUACCAGCUGCCUGCAGCUUAUGCGAAACGGAGGAGUUCUGACCGGUCAACCAUUCGCCAAGUCUCUGCUGCCGAAUCCGACAAUCUUGUGGACAGUUUCGGGCUGAACAUUGAUAAGGUGAGACCGGAGAAAGUCAGGGCUACUGUUCCUGCUGCUCCUGCUGCUGCUGUCGAACCUCCUGUCGAUAACGCUCGCGAAAUACAGUUGCAGAGAUACUUCAGCGAGGCAAGAAGACAAAGGGCGGAGCACGAGAAGAACAUCAAGGAACGGGGUAUCAGUGCUGUGGUGGAGCAGAGGAACGCUCCACUAAACUCAAGGGGCCUGCUCUUUUCUCCAAGCGUGACUGCCAAACUACAGAAGCUGGGAACCGAAGAGCCAGGCGACAACUGGGCAGUGAUGUCCAGCCGCAAGGGCUCUAUGUUCGAGGCAGACCGCAGCAUUGAGUCGAUGGUGCAGAAGGUGAAACGACUGACCACCAAGUCUGUGGGAGAGAAGAACCAGGAGAAACACCACUUUGUGGUUUUACGAGAUGCCCGGCCACUGAGCCAGCUGCCGGCGGAGCCCAAGAAGCCUAGUGCUCGGGUGGUGACGCCUGUGCAGGCAGCGCACGAAAAGUUCAAGCAGCCCGAGCCAGAGCCAGAGCCCGUUGACGAGGCCGACAUGUUUGGAGACAUCGACCUCACCAGCUCGUUCGACGUGUCGCUGCCGGAUCUGACCGAGGACGUUGUUGUUUCGGACAACACGCAAAACGACAAGUCGGAGGAGGAGGAGGAGGACAAGUUCUUCACUCCAAGAGAGCCACCAGCAGAGGUGUUUGAGCAGUCAACCACCACUGUGAACGAUGUUGACCAAACGUCGUUAUGUUCUGCGCUACAGGAAAUGAAGGACAACACUGUCGGAGAGGUUCUGGUGGACGUGUGGACCGACAAACGGUUUAUGUCAAGCUCCUCGUUGUACACGGGGAUUCUCAACGAUGAGUCGUACGCUUAUCUUGCUCCACUUCUGGCCGGGAACGUGACAGUGGACGGGGCUGCCACCAAGUCCAAAGAAAACCUCGACUACGAUACUGUCUUCGCACGCAAUCUGAAGGACAGCUCGCUCAAGUACCUGGCCACGCUAAUUGAUAACUAG
This is a messenger RNA of Ogataea philodendri, 3702 nucleotides long. RefSeq lists its product as uncharacterized. The transcript has a single exon. Lineage: Eukaryota; Fungi; Ascomycota; Pichiomycetes; Pichiales; Pichiaceae. The coding region runs from base 1 to 3702 and encodes 1233 amino acids. Gene Ontology annotation, molecular function: guanyl-nucleotide exchange factor activity. The record is from RefSeq and is a predicted model, not a curated record.